This is a messenger RNA of Suricata suricatta (meerkat), 2231 nucleotides long. RefSeq names its product TNF receptor associated factor 2 (gene TRAF2). The transcript is spliced from 11 exons. The record is from RefSeq and is a predicted model, not a curated record. Gene Ontology annotation, biological process: tumor necrosis factor-mediated signaling pathway; activation of NF-kappaB-inducing kinase activity; protein K63-linked ubiquitination. Lineage: Eukaryota; Metazoa; Chordata; Mammalia; Carnivora; Herpestidae. Gene Ontology annotation, molecular function: ubiquitin-protein transferase activity; tumor necrosis factor receptor binding; zinc ion binding. The coding region runs from base 220 to 1785 and encodes 521 amino acids. Gene Ontology annotation, cellular component: plasma membrane signaling receptor complex; cytosol; cytoplasmic side of plasma membrane.
GCUCAGGAAGGUUCGCGAACGCCCGCGGGCGUCCACGGCGGCUCCGGCCGGGGGCCGUGGCGCGGGGUCCACCACGAGGCGACAGGCUGUCGAUCUGCAACGCCCUGGCCCACUGCGGGAGGUCACGGCCCGGGGGCCUCGACCCGGGGUCACAGCGCCCCACCCCCCAGCCUGGCUGCCUUGAACCUUGGUUGCUGGGCCUGGCGGUUCGCGGCGCUCAUGGCUGCGGCCAGCGUGACCCCUCCCAGCUCCCUCGACCUGCUGCAGCCCGGCUUCUCCAAGAGCCUGCUGGGGACCAAGCCGGAGGACAAGUACCUGUGCUCAGCCUGCAGGAACGUCCUGCGCAGGCCCUUCCAGGCGCAGUGCGGCCACCGCUACUGUUCCUACUGCCUGACCAGCAUCCUCAGCUCCGGGCCUCAGAACUGUGCCGCCUGCGUUAACGAAGGCAUAUACGAAGAAGGCGUUUCUAUUUUGGAAAGCGGUUCGGCUUUCCCGGACAACGCUGCGCGCAGGGAGGUGGAGAGCCUGCCGGCCGUCUGCCCCAGCGACGGCUGCACCUGGAAGGGGACCCUUAAAGAGUAUGAGAGCUGCCACGAAGGCCACUGCCCGUUCAUGCUGACCGAGUGCCCGGCGUGCAGGGGCCCGGUCCGCCUCCGGGAGAAGGGGCGGCACUCAGAGCAGGAGUGCCCCGAGAGGAGCCUGCGCUGCCGCCACUGCCGGGCACCCUGCUGCUGGGCCGGCCUGCAGGCACACUACGAAGUCUGCCCCAAGUUCCCCCUGACGUGUGAAGGCUGUGGCAAGAAGAAGAUCUCCCGGGAGAAAUUCCAGGACCACGUCCAGGCGUGUGGCAAAUGCCGAGUCCCGUGCAGGUUCCAUGCUGUCGGCUGCUCCGAGAUGGUGGAGAGCGAGAAGCAGCAGCAGCACGAGGCCCAGUGGCUCCGGGAGCACCUGGCCAUGCUGCUGGGCGGCCUCCUGGAGGCCAAGCACCUGUCGGGAGCCGACGGCCUGGGCCAGGGCGAGCCGGGGGGCUGGGAGGCCAGCACGCCGUGCCCCGAGGCAGAGCCCUCCAAGGCUGCGGAGCUCCGGCAGCGGUGUGAGGCCCUGGAGAGGAAGACGGCCACCUUCGAGAACAUCGUCUGCGUCCUGAACCGGGAGGUGGAGCGGGUGGCCAUGACCGCCGAGGCCUGCGGCCGGCAGCACCGCCUGGACCAGGACAGGAUCGAGGCCCUGAGUAACAAGGUGCAGCAGUUGGAGAGGAGCAUCGGCCUGAAGGACCUGGCGAUGGCGGAGCUGGAGCAGAAGGUCCACGAGAUGGAGGCGUCCACCUUCGACGGCGUGUUCGUCUGGAAGAUCUCCGACUUCGCCCGGAAGCGCCAGGAGGCCGUGGCCGGCCGCACGCCCGCCAUCUUCUCCCCAGCCUUCUACACGAGCAGGUACGGCUACAAGAUGUGUCUGCGCAUCUACCUGAACGGCGACGGCACCGGGCGCGGGACCCACCUGUCCCUCUUCUUCGUGGUGAUGAGGGGCCCCAACGACGCCCUCCUGCGGUGGCCCUUCAACCAGAAGGUGACCUUGAUGCUGCUUGACCAGAACAACCGGGAGCACGUGAUCGACGCGUUCAGACCCGACGUGACCUCGUCGUCCUUCCAGAGGCCAGUGAGCGACAUGAACAUCGCCAGCGGCUGCCCCCUCUUCUGCCCCGUCUCCAAGAUGGAGGCUAAGAACUCCUACGUGCGUGAUGACGCCAUCUUCAUCAAGGCCAUUGUGGACCUGACGGGGCUCUAGCCGCCUCCCCCCGGGCUCAGGGCUCAGGGGUCAGGGGUCAGAGCAGCUGGGCCUGGCGGCUCGCUGCGGGUGGACUCCUGCCGCCGUCAGGCCGCCGGGACGGGGCCGCCUCCUGGGAGAGGCCGCUCAGCCCGGGCCGCGAGGGGUGGGCUGCAGGCCGGUCAGUCCCGCCGAGGGCUGGCCGUGUAGGCGUUCGGGGCAGAGUGCGUGGAGGGACGGGGUGCGCUGGCCCCUUGUCCUGCCCUCUGGCCCCCGGAGAGAAGGGACGCUCUCGGGCCUGGCCGCCGCUCUGAGGAGAGGCCUUGCCGUGCAGGCCUGGCCAGGCCCGUGCCCAGGGAGGGCACCCCGUGGCGAGUGUGGGGUGCACGUUGGGUGCUGGUGUGAGACGUGGCGCGGUAGCCGCCCCGUCAGGCUGCGGAGGAGUCGUUAUUAAACUGUUAAAUCUC